UUAUGGACAAAGCGAGCAGUCCGGCGUGCGCGAAUAAAACCCGCGCGCUUUUGCUUGAGGUGUAGCAUUCUCCAGCACAGCUGUGGUAGGUAAACAUCAGCAAGACUUCACCGGCAGACACACCCGAGACUCACCUGCACAGCCAUGGAAGAUGACGUUGCAGCCCUUGUUGUUGACAAUGGCUCCGGCAUGUGUAAAGCUGGUUUUGCAGGAGACGAUGCCCCCCGUGCUGUCUUCCCCUCCAUCGUCGGUCGCCCCAGACAUCAGGGUGUGAUGGUGGGAAUGGGACAGAAGGACAGCUACGUGGGAGAUGAGGCCCAGAGCAAGAGAGGCAUCCUGACCCUGAAGUACCCCAUCGAGCACGGCAUUGUCACAAACUGGGAUGACAUGGAGAAGAUCUGGCAUCACACCUUUUACAACGAGCUCCGUGUUGCCCCAGAGGAGCAUCCUGUCCUGUUGACUGAAGCUCCACUCAACCCCAAGGCCAACAGGGAGAAGAUGACCCAGAUCAUGUUCGAGACAUUCAACUGUCCUGCCAUGUAUGUGGCCAUCCAGGCCGUCCUAUCACUGUACGCCUCCGGUCGUACCACAGGUAUUGUGAUGGACUCGGGUGACGGUGUCAGCCACACUGUGCCCAUCUAUGAGGGUUACGCUCUGCCUCAUGCCAUCCUGCGUCUGGACCUGGCUGGCAGAGAUCUGACAGACUAUCUGAUGAAGAUCCUCACAGAGAGAGGCUACAGCUUCACCACCACUGCUGAGCGUGAGAUUGUAAGAGACAUUAAGGAGAAGCUGUGCUACGUGGCUCUGGACUUUGAGCAGGAGAUGCAGACAGCUUCAGCCUCUUCCACCCUGGAGAAGAGCUACGAGCUUCCUGACGGACAGGUCAUCACUAUCGGCAACGAGCGGUUCCGUUGCCCCGAGACACUUUUCCAGCCUUCGUUUAUUGGAAUGGAGUCUGCUGGUGUCCACGAGACAACCUACAACAGCAUCAUGAAGUGCGACGUUGACAUUCGAAAGGACCUGUAUGCAAAUACUGUGCUCUCCGGUGGCACCACUAUGUACCCUGGCAUUGCAGACCGCAUGCAGAAGGAGAUCUCUGCCCUUGCCCCACCCACUAUGAAAAUCAAGAUCAUCGCUCCCCCAGAGAGGAAGUAUUCCGUCUGGAUAGGCGGUUCCAUCCUGGCCUCCCUCUCAACCUUCCAGCAGAUGUGGAUCAGCAAGCAGGAGUAUGAUGAGUCUGGCCCUGCCAUCGUCCACCGCAAGUGCUUCUAGAAACCUCCACAACCUCCCCUGCCCUGGCAGAAUUGUUCCAUCUAACUAGAACUCUCUCAGAUUAAACGUGUUAACAGCUC
Messenger RNA from Etheostoma cragini (Arkansas darter), 1352 nucleotides. RefSeq names its product actin, non-muscle 6.2. Bases 145 to 1272 code for a protein of 375 amino acids. Lineage: Eukaryota; Metazoa; Chordata; Actinopteri; Perciformes; Percidae. The record is from RefSeq and is a predicted model, not a curated record. The transcript is spliced from 10 exons.